ACAAGAAUUUAUUUUGAAAGGCUGUCCCGCAGUAAAUCAUCGGUUGUAGCACCUGUCAAAAUGGCAUAUUCCUUCAGCCAAACAGAUAUAGAUCGUUUCAAGGAGUGUUUUUUCUACCAUGCAAGGAAGGGUAACAUUGGAAGUAAGGAGGAGCUGGGGUAUAUAAUGCAGUCCCUGGGGUUCAGCCCCACACCUGAUGAGAUCACCAAGUACUACACAUCAUACAGUAAAGGUAGCAAUAUGAUGGACUUUGCCUCGUUUCUUGAGGCGAUGCAUGACCACUCAAAAGUAGAGAAUGUAGACAAGAGUUACUGAAUGCCUUCGUGGCUCACGAUCAGGAAAAGAAAGGUUACGUCCCGGCCGGCGAAGUCCGCAACAUCCUCAUGAAGAUCGGGAUGCAACUGUCUCGUGGUGAAGUGGAUGCCUUAUUCCGAGAAACAAAUGUGACACCUGGAGGCCAGAUCCGAUACCACGACUUCGUGAAGACACUUCUGAUGCCUGUACCUGACUAUUGACCAACCACAAGCUGUGUUACAUAAUUAGACUGUCAUUGAUACACCAAUUGGACGAAGUGUUGUUAAAUUUGGAUAAAAAUCUGUUCAAUGUUUAAGAAAUGGAUCAAUUAGGUUCAGUGUCACUAAAAACAGAUUUUGUCUCUCGGUUGUAUCUAACCUUUGAUAAGACCUGGGAGCCAAGUCUCUGACUUUAGAAAAUACAUGUACAAUGUAAUUGUCUCUUAUAACUAUCUUACUUUUAUAUCUAGUAAGCCUAUAUAUAUAUAUAUAUUUUUUUUUUGUGCAUAGUCCAAUGUACUGAAUUCACUUUGAAACAUUUCCACCUGAUCGGUAGUAAAUCCAUAUGUAUUUAAAAACAUUCCGUGCUUGUGAAUCUCAUAACUUGGUAAUCAUACACUGAUCAAAUGCUAUAACAUCACUACACAA
Messenger RNA from Pecten maximus, 941 nucleotides. RefSeq lists its product as uncharacterized. NCBI's taxonomy places the organism in Eukaryota, Metazoa, Mollusca, Bivalvia, Pectinida, Pectinidae. The transcript has 5 exons. The record is from RefSeq and is a predicted model, not a curated record. Bases 61 to 315 code for a protein of 84 amino acids.